Varanus komodoensis (Komodo dragon) is the source of this 2475-nucleotide messenger RNA. RefSeq names its product pyrin domain containing 1 (gene PYDC1). The transcript is spliced from 2 exons. NCBI's taxonomy places the organism in Eukaryota, Metazoa, Chordata, Lepidosauria, Squamata, Varanidae. The record is from RefSeq and is a predicted model, not a curated record. The coding region runs from base 1165 to 1452 and encodes 95 amino acids.
UGAAAGGAAUGGGGCUCACCUCGCUCCCAUUGCUUUCAGUGGGACUACUCUAGCGACGGAUCCAACCCAUGCAAUGGGAGGGGAAGGACGUUUGGACAGCAAGGUCUCUGGAGCAGGUCCUGUGUCCCAAUUGAUGCUCUUUCUGGCAACCCCAUGCACGCUCUGGGUGUUGCCAGCCACAAAGAGACACCGCGUCCCUCCUGUUCUCGCACCUUCACUGUAUUGGUAUUUGUGGUCUCCUUUUUCCAGAACCUCAUCUCACCUGCAUCUCUGAUUCAGAAAGCUCUUUAUCAGUCUCUCUGACCUGAUUCACAUGACCAGCACAGCCCCCGGGACCAGGUUGCCAGUUCAUGCCCUACCAAGUCUUGUACUGUCUGAACCUAGCAGUUUGGUCAGGCAGUUAUCAAACCAGCCAACAACCCUACAGCUGGUUGUGGGUUCUGGAUGGUUUGCUAAUCACCUGGUAAGCCACCCUUCUUGAGUUCAGACAUUGCAAAGACCAGCACCUCUUGGAGAUAAUUGGGGGCUUGAAUUGGCAUGUGGCUGGCACAUGUAGACGUGAUCAGCAAGCCCUGUGGCUCAUUCACCACCCUCCUGCUGCACCAGGCCUCUUUCCCUGGCUGGGUUCAGAAAACACAACAACCCAAACUCAAGGGUUGAGCCUGGGCUAAGUUUGGAUUGUUGCUGAAUCUUGUAUUGUUGAUGCAAAUAACCAUGAAUAACCCACGAAGGCCUAUAGUUGUGAAUGGUGGGUUGUUUGUGGUUAGCAAACCACAUGGUUUUGCUCACAUGGCUGGCUUCAGGAAUAGCCCACAUUUCCCCAGCAAUGCAGUCAAGGGUUUGGGUGACCCUGCUGUCUGCAGCCAGUCUUUCUCUGCGCAGCCGCGUUGCAAGGACAGGCUGCCGGAGGAUGCCGGCAGCAGCGCGCCUAGCCAGCCGUAGUCCUGGAGGGCACGAGGCUGUGGAAGGACCCUAAGUUCCACUGCCUUUUAUGGGAAGAAAGGAAGCCGUGGCAGGGGCAGAAGAAAAGACGCGAGCGGGUUGAGGACAGCUCCGCGCCACGAGCUCCGCCUUCCCCAGCAGCGCGCUGCGAAGUUCAGGCGCGGCUGCGCGGCUGCCUUGGCGCCCUUUCCUGGAAGCGGUUCUUAGCUGAAGUGGAGGGAGAUGGCGAACUUGUCGGUCCGCGACUGCCUCGUGGCCGCCUUGGAGGACCUGGCGAACGACGAGCUGAAGAGGUUCAAGGCCAAGCUCAGCGAGCUCCCGGUCAGGGAGGGCUACGACAACCUCCCCCGAGGGAGGCUGCAGAAGGCGGACGACUUGGACCUGAGCGACCUCCUGGUGAGCCACUACACGGAGGGCUACGCCGUGGAGGUGGCGGCCGCGGCGCUGGGAGCCAUCAACUGCCAGCCCCAGGCGGAGAGGCUGCGCAGAGUCAUCCGCAGGGACGCGUAAGGGGCAAGGUGCUUGUAACUCCCCGUGCCAUCCGUCAGUGGCAUCUCCAGAAGAACCUUCCCUGUAUGCCCAGAUACUGCCAGUUUCCAAAAACAUCUGGGGGCCCAGAUGCCACACUUCAGUCAUGACAGCCUGGCAAAAUCCUGAUUCACUGAUGCCAUAUGUGCCAGGUUUAUCCCAAAGGAUUUAAAUGGAAUUUUACCAGUGCAAUGUUGAAAAUGUUCUCAGGGAAAUCCCUGCCAUCACAUAACAAAACUACAGUUUCCAGGACUCCAGAAAAAUAGAAGGUUGUGGACCAAGUUUCAGUUCUUUUGCACCCGACCACAUGGCGUGGAUGUCUGUCCGGCUUUCUCUCACACUCUGUGUUUUUAAAAAAUCUCAGGUGCUUGCCAUCUUGUUUAUAAAUGAAUUUGCACAUUUGGUUAAGUUCUUAUAUUUGAAAAAAAAUGAACCAGGCAAAGUUCUUGCUUAAUCCUAAUCAUUCCACAUAUCAUCAAGGGGUGCUGGAAUAUCAGAUCCAGUAGACUGUCACAGCAGACCUAAAAUGGCAACCUUCUAAAUGAAGAACACCAAAACUUCUCAAGGGGACAAAAGUAUAAAAUGGGGAAACUCUGCUACUUGGUGGGGCUCCUGUAAGAAUAAAGGAACUGAAACCAUGUUCAUGUUUAUAAAUCUUGAAUAUGAGGCAAUGAAGAUGACAAAUAAUACAAUUCUGGGACACACAGAAUUCCCCCGUAUGCCGUUUUUCUUCUAAUAACCCUAUAAUGUUACCUUCCAAGCAAUCAGUGUUUAAGUUCAAAUUCAUUUGCCCUCUGGGGCAAAAUACACAAGACGCAUUGUGCUGUUGUGCUAUUAUCUGCAUUCCAGGUUUACACCCAGUGUCCAAGUUGUACAUUAACUCAUCAAUAUUCAAAACCUGUAUUUUUUAAAGAGAUGGAUUUCUAGUCCUCAUAGUUGCAGAGGAGUGUAAGAAAAUGGACACAUCACACCUAGCCCUCAAUAAAAAUUAAUUAUCUCUUCUCA